This is a messenger RNA of Acanthaster planci (crown-of-thorns starfish), 2910 nucleotides long. Its product is annotated as elongator complex protein 4-like. Gene Ontology annotation, biological process: tRNA wobble uridine modification. Gene Ontology annotation, cellular component: cytoplasm; elongator holoenzyme complex; transcription elongation factor complex. The record is from RefSeq and is a predicted model, not a curated record. NCBI's taxonomy places the organism in Eukaryota, Metazoa, Echinodermata, Asteroidea, Valvatida, Acanthasteridae.
CUGGAAGUCUGGAACCCAGAAUGCGGGUUCUGCGCAUAUGGGUAUAUGCUAUACCCAUAUUUCUUCUGGCUAAAAAGAAACCUUUCUAUUGCCUCGUAACCAACAUGGCGGCGCCCAGUGCAACGAGACCGGGAGUGACUACAAUUACAACAAGCUUCCAGAAGAAAACAAGGGGGAAAGUAACGCAAAUACCUGGGACCCGCCCAUCUUUACAGAAUGGGCAAUUACUUGUAUCAAGUGGGGUUCCUUCACUGGAUUUUGUUGUUGGAGGGGGUAUUGCUGUUGGGACCACCUUUCUCAUUGAGGAAGACGCAUAUGGUAACUAUGCUUCACUGUUGUUACGGUAUUUCCUAGCUGAAGGAGUAAUGACUGGUCAGAGUUUGUUCUUAUCCAGUGCAGAUGAAAAACCACAGAAAAUGUUAAAGAAUCUACCGUGUCCUGUAGAGGAUGAUCCUGUGAAAAAGGUGGCUGAAACGAUCAGAGACAAUGAGGGCGCUGUAAGCUCUGAAGAUAGAAUGAAGAUAGCCUGGCGGUAUGAACAUCUUCCUAAACACCAGUCUACUCCUUCAACACAUCGGUUUGGCCACUUCUACGAUCUCAGUAAAUCAAUGCCAAGUGACAGAUUAUCCAGCAUUUCCUGUCAUUGUGUACCUAUGAAUGAUGAAUCUGGUUCUGUUUCACCCUACCUGAGGUUAUUUCAACACAUUGAGCAGCAGAUUACUGAAGGAGGCUUUAGUUUGUUACACAAACAGUCCAGCAACAGAAAUAUCUUAAGAAUUGCCAUCCACUCGUUGGCAUCACCCUUAUGGGGGGAGGAGCAGGUUGUCAGCCAGGGGGUGGAACUUUGCCAGUUUCUUCAUGCACUCCGUGCCUUGCUUCGCAACUCUCUAGCAGUAUGCGUCAUCACUAUGCCAACACAUUUAUUUGCAGAUGUAGCUGUCAUAAGGCGAGUAGAGAGGUUAUGUGACACGGCCGUGAGAUUGGAAUCAUUUGCUGGAUCGGACAAGGAAAAGAAUCCUGUGUACAAGGAGUAUCAUGGAUUAUUUCAUAUCAAGCAACUGCCAAGAUUAAACUCAUUGAGUGGUCAUAUGCCUGACACCACGGAUCUAGCCUUUAAAUUGAAGAGGAAGAAACUGACUAUUGAGAAGUUACAUCUGCCUCCUGAGUUAUCAGAGACGGUCAGCAGGCCGCAGGAAGAUCCAGUACUAAGUGCAAUAGCGCCCUCUCUGGGUUGUGGGUCAACUGGUGGACGAAGCAAAUUGGAUUUCUGAGUCAACCAGAUACCCCUCUCUCUCCAGUUGUAGGCAUCACGCUCUGACUAAUGAUAUGGGCAGAUAUGAAAAUGAUGACCCCUGUGUCAAAGGUCAUGCAGACUUUGACCUGCUUGCUUCCCUGUGACCCUACAACUGAGAAACUGAGACUGGACAGUAUAAUGGAAUGAAAUGGUGACCUCCUUCAAAGUGACAUUUUAAUCACAGCGGCUCAGUUGUUUUACAAUGCAGCAUCUGCAAAAGAAGAAAAAGCAAGGAGUAAAUGAAAUUACUUAAGAGAAAAGUAAUUCAACAGCACCACGUGUUUCUCCUUACUUGAGAAACUGGAGGCCUCUUUGGAAGUCUGGAUUUUUUAAACAUUUAUGUAGAGAAUAUGUUUUGAACCAUUACCAUUUGUUAGAAAAGCACUUGUCCUCCAUAGCAUAUAGACAGAAACGAUUUUGAAAGAAAUCUUUUUGAAAUAUUAAUUAUUUGAAGGCUUAUCAUACGUCAGAGAAGCCUUGCAAGUUUUUUGUGCGAAAAUUAUUUCUAUGUGAUUUUGAGCAAAGUUUGGUCAGAAGUCAAAAGACUCUUGAAUUUGUAUUAAAUUUGAAAUCUAGAUGUCUCACACAUGAUCCAAGUACUUUUCUUUGUGUUCCAAUAUUAUUUCUAUAUGGUUCAGAGAAAAGUUGAAUUUUGGUCUGAAUUUAUUUAUUUUGCUAUGCACCUCAUGUAUUUCAUUAAAAAAAUUCGGCCUAGAUUUUGUAUUAAAUUUGAGAUUGAAAUGCCUUUCAGCUUAUCCAAAUGCACUAUUUUUGUUCAAAAAUUUAUUUCUGUGUGAUGUUGAGAAAAGUUAGUUUUGAUUUAUGUUGUUUCAACUUUAGAAUGAGUACGAAAUUUGAAACCAUGAUGCCUUAAAGAUGAUCCAAAUAUAUUCCUUUUUGUUCAAAGUGAUUUUUGAGUGAUUUUGGGAAAAGUUAAAUUUUGGUCAAAAUUUAAUUAGUUUGCAAGGCUGCCCCCUGCAAUUUUUUUUUAUUUCGACGUUCGAAUUGUAAAUGAAUUUCAAAUCUAGAUGUCAGAAAUAUGAUCUAAGUACACUCUUUUUGUUUCAAACUGAUUUUAGGUGAUUUGAGAAUAGUUGAAUUUUUGUCAAAAUCUUAUUAUUUUGCAAGGCAUUGCAUUUUUAAAUUUUGACUCGUGAAUUUGCAUUGAAUAUGAAAUAUGCAUAUUUUUAAAAUGAUCCAAAUGCAUGGCUAGUUGUUCAAAAAUGAUCUCUGAGUGAUUUUGAGAAAAGUGAAAUGUUAGUAAGUUUCCUUUCGUUAAUUAUUUGAGCCUAGCCUUGUUAAAUUGACAAAUAUGACUGCAGUUUGCCAGGGUUAAAUAAAAAUAAGAGUAACCUUAUCGUAUACUGCCAUCCAGGAUAUUUCGAGGAUGAAUAAAUUACUUUGUCUAGGAUUAACUGGCCAGUGAUUGAUGAAGUGAAAAAUACUUUCCUUUCUUUGAAAACACUGGUAUGGGAGCCGCAAAAAAUUUGACUUGCACUCAGGGGGCGCUGUUCAUAAGACGUAAAUCCUUCAUGUGUAAAAUUGAGAUUGCCGUAUUAUUUUCUCGUUAUAAAAUGUAUUGUUCAGAGCAGCGGGUAAUAAUCCAACAAAUUAAA